GGAAGUUAAGCAGAUACUAAUUAUGUUAAUUAAGUCUCUAAUUUGCAUAAUUAAUUUGAAAGUGUCCUAAUUCUUCUUAGUACGUAAAUCAUUAGGCUGUCAACACCGAGACCUGUGUAAAUUAGUGAAAGGUGUACAUAAGCAAGCAUAAAUUAUGCAAAUAUGAAGGCAUUUGAAUAAUCAGCAUAUUUCAUGGAGGUAUGAGGUCUGCGAACUCUUGUUCUAUUCUGUUUAAGGUCAUGGUCACAAGGGUCAAUAUAUAGCAGAAAGGUAUCAAUCAAUGGGAGACUACAAAUGCUUGUCAGUCAAUGAGUGCCUCUGUCAGCUGAACUUUGUCCACCCUUUUUGGUUCCAGUUCAAAUAGCCAUGGUUCACUGACCAAGUGCGAACAAGUGUAAACAUUAGUUAGAGGUAGAUAUUAAUAAACUGGCUUUGUUUACAACAUUUGAGAAAAUAUCAUAUAUACUUCACGCAUGAGUGUUGGGAAUGGGCAUGUUGUUCUGUACAUAAUUUAUUUUUUUCUGCUAUAUUGCCACUUCCCUGCAAAAAUCGUUUUCCUGAUAUCUGUCCUCCCUCUGUGGAAUGGUCCCGCCUUGAAUCUGGUUUUAACCGGCCCUCCUUGAACCAAGCUCUGACUGGCACACAGAAUAUUUACUGGCAUACCUGGAUAUAAUCUAUACAACUACUUUUGCCACCUGCCUGCUUAAAAAGGUGGAAGAAGAACCUUAUCUUGGCUGUUGGCAUCAUCUGAUACUAAGAAUGGCAACAAAACCAAAAGGCUUGCUGGAUCGCCUCAAGGCAGGAGAGACUGUUAUCUGUGCGGAGGGAUAUCUGUUUGAGUUUGAGCGACGUGGCUACCUGAAGGCUGGACCGUUUGCACCUGAAGUUGUGGUGGAGCACCCUGAGCUAGUGAAGGGGCUGCACCGGGAGUUUGCUCAUGCUGGGAGUGAUGUUGUGCUGGCAUUCACAUACUAUGGCCACAGAGAGACCCUUAGGGCAGUAGGGAGGGAGGAUGAACUGGAGACGUUUAACCGUACCGCCCUGAAGCUGGCCCGGGAGGUGGCAGACGAGACUGGGACCCUGAUGGCAGGGAACAUCUGCAACACCAACUGUUACAACGCUGACGAUCCUCAAGCACUGGACAGGUGCAGGCAAAUCUUCAAGGAGCAGACAGAGUGGGCAGUGUCUGAGGGGGCAGACUUCAUGGUAGCAGAGACAUUCCAUGUCCUAGGCGAGGCUUUGCUGGCUCUUGAAUGUGUCAAGCAGUAUGGCAAUGGACUUCCAGCAGUCGUAACAUUCUCUGUGUCGAGAAAUGGGCUGUGGUGUGGCAACACUGUGGAGGAAGCCAUGACAGCCCUGGAGGAGGCCGGGGCAGCAGUUGUUGGGCUGAACUGUGGACGUGGGCCUGCAACCAUGCUGCCACUGAUGGACAAGGUCGUCAACAAGGUCAAGGUGCCGUUUGCAGCCCUCCCAGUCGUGUACCGCACUACUGAACAGCAGCCAACCAUGCACUCACUCAUCAGCCACAAAGGUUCUAAAGCCUUCAUUGUGGACAUGGAUGAAUUUCUGUGUGGCCGCAGCAUGGUGGCAGACUUCGGCCAGCGCUGUAAGGAUCUGGGUGUGCAGUACGUGGGUCUGUGCUGUGGGAACGCCCCACACUUCACCCGCACCCUGGCAGAGACCAUGGGUCGCACCCCGCCCGCCAGUAAAUACUCGCCGGACAUGACCAAGCACUUUACCUACGGCACCGACCGUUGGUACGGCAACAAGAGCCUGUAGGCGCCAGUGGUUUGGGUUUGAAAUAACUUUCUUCCAUAAAUUACUGCAUAAUUUGAGCUGCAUCCUGUUACCUUGAUCCCUGGAAAGCCACUUAUUUCAGCAGUGUAAGGCAACAGUUCAGGUUAUGAUGCAAUGUUUCAGCAUGUCAGUACAAGAACUAUAUGCUAGUGACAAAUGUUCCCCAGGAACAAAGCUUCCAUUUUUUUUCUGCCUUUCAUUUUUGCUCUCUGGAAUAUCUGCCUUCAGAAGAACAAUGCUAACUGAUCUUGUUUUGGAUACUUGGAGUGCAAUUCAAUUAACCUUGGUGUUUGUACCCAAGACAUGGCAUAAUAUGUUUUACAUUAUCACGAACAAUAGAAAUGGGAACUGAAACAACUAACACCUCACCACUGUAAACAGUUUCAAGUACAUCAUGUAUUACCAAGUUUCUAUCCUUGUACAAUAAAUGACCUGUUUCCAAGGAAUAACGUCUGUAUAAUCUGUGUGGCUACCAGAAUCAGAACAACUGAACAAUUUCAAGGGGGAAUGGUCAAGUAAAGAGGUGAAAGGGACAGUUGACCUAUUUGCAAUAAAGGUGGUGUGGGUUGCUGAGACAAUCUGACCAAAUGAAGAGCCUUACUGA
Branchiostoma floridae (Florida lancelet) is the source of this 2401-nucleotide messenger RNA. RefSeq names its product betaine--homocysteine S-methyltransferase 1-like. The record is from RefSeq and is a predicted model, not a curated record. The coding region runs from base 760 to 1779 and encodes 339 amino acids. NCBI's taxonomy places the organism in Eukaryota, Metazoa, Chordata, Leptocardii, Amphioxiformes, Branchiostomatidae. Gene Ontology annotation, molecular function: zinc ion binding; methyltransferase activity. The transcript has 8 exons.